Colletotrichum abscissum is the source of this 594-nucleotide messenger RNA. Its product is annotated as synaptobrevin. Gene Ontology annotation, biological process: endoplasmic reticulum to Golgi vesicle-mediated transport. Gene Ontology annotation, cellular component: Golgi apparatus. NCBI's taxonomy places the organism in Eukaryota, Fungi, Ascomycota, Sordariomycetes, Glomerellales, Glomerellaceae. Gene Ontology annotation, molecular function: SNAP receptor activity. The record is from RefSeq and is a predicted model, not a curated record. The coding region runs from base 1 to 594 and encodes 197 amino acids. The transcript has 5 exons.
AUGAAGUUGCACUACAUCGGAAUCCUUCGCAAUGACAGCAAGCCCGCCGUCGAGCUCUGCAGCGAGAUGGAGCUGUCCGCAUACUCCCGGUUCACUAGAAACAGCUACGCCGAGUUCAUGAGCCUAUUCUCUAAGAAGGUGGCCGAGUCGACGCGCCCUGGCCAGAGGCAAGAUAUCGAGGAGGGCGACAACACAUUCCACUGCGUGGGAAGAAGCGAGGGUAUCUGUGGCGUUAUCAUUUCCGACCACCAAUACCCGAGUCUCGUCGCUCACCAGCUUCUCUCCAAGAUCGUCGAUGAGUUCCUCACCAAGCACCCGCGCUCCACAUGGGCGACGGGCGAACCCAAGCUCGUCCUCCCCGAGCUCAAGGAGUACCUGACGCGGUACCAAGACCCGCAGCAGGCCGACUCGAUCCUCAAGAUCCAAAAGGAGCUCGACGAGACCAAGAUCGUGCUGCACAAGACCAUCCAGAGCGUCCUGGAGCGCGGAGAAAAGAUCGACGACCUGGUGGCCAAGAGUGACGGCCUGAGCUCCCAGAGUAAGAUGUUUUAUCAGCAGGCCAAGAAGCAAAACUCGUGCUGCAUCGUCAUGUAA